AUUAUAUGUAUGUAUGUAUAUGUACAUAUGUACAUAAAUAUGCAGAUUAGAGGGCAGGUGUAUUCUUCUUGAGGUUUUAAAUGCAAGAUUAAUGCACGCACGCUUAUAUAUGAUAUAUGUAUAUGUACAUAUGUAUGUAUUCUAAGCUAUCGGUAUCGCCAAGUGAGUAUAAGGUAUUUAUGGAAGAAUAUAAAAGUAAUACUAUUUCUUGGCGAACGUCCAUUACUGAAACGGCACUCAGAAUAAGUGCACGCUUGGUGCAAUAGAAAAAACAAAACUUAGUAACAUAUCUACGUACAUACAUAUGUACAUUUCUACUGGGGGGGGAUAGAAGUCAGAGUGCUAAUUUAAAUCAAAGUUCAAAGCAGUUUGUCCCAGACUUACUGAUAACAUACAUAUGUACAUAUCAACUGAAUAAGGGGGACAAUGAGGAACAUAUCAUCUUUUUUGUUGCUUUUAUUUGUCUCCUUGGCUCUUUCUUUGCCUAGUAUCUGCAAUACUGAGGAAACCUGUAGUGCACAAGUUUUGCAAGCACGUCGUUUUUUCGCCAAAGAGAAUGAAAAGCUACGAGAACGUUAUCAUGCCGAGUACUCCGCUGCCUAUGCAUAUAACACCAAUGUGACUGAUGAGAAUAGACAUGCAAUGAUUGCAGUUUAUGCGGAAAGUGCGGCCAAAAACAAACUUCUGGCACAGGCUUGCAAGGAGGGAAACUAUGCAAACUCCUCGGACACAGGUGUGCGACGGCAGGCGAGAAUUCUGCAGGAUUUGGGCGCGGAUGCUCUGAACGCUGAUGAUUAUUUGAAGCUACAAAACGCUAUUAGCGCAAUGCAGUCCAACUACGCUACCACCAAUGUGUGCUCAUUUAGAAACCAAAGCGAUUGUUCGCUUACUCUGGAACCACAUAUACAAGAGCGCCUUAGAAGCAGUCGCGAUCCCGCCGAGCUAGCAUGGUACUGGCGUGAGUGGUAUGACAGGGCUGGCACGCCUAUGCGAAAUAACUUUGCCGAAUAUGUACGACUCACGCGCAAGGCUGCACAACUUAACGGUUAUCGCUCGUAUGCGGAUUAUUGGUUACAUUUUUACGAGGAUGCCGAUUUUGAGCGUCAGCUGGAUACUACGUUCAAAGCAUUGCUUCCCUUUUACAGGCAGAUUCACGGCUAUGUAAGAUAUCGUCUACGCGAACACUAUGGGGCUGAUGUGGUGCCUGCCGAAGGGAAUAUUCCAAUGCAUUUGUUGGGUAAUAUGUGGGGUCAGUCGUGGAACGAAGUAAUGGACCUAUUCACGCCGUACCCUGAGAAACCGUUCUUGGAGGUUACCUCAGAAAUGGAUCGUCAGCAGUACAGUGUGCGAAAACUAUUCGAACUGGGCGAUCAGUUUUUCCAGUCAUUGGGAAUGCGCGCCCUGCCUCAGAGUUUUUGGAAUCGGAGUGUGCUAACGAGACCGACAGACCGUGAGGUUGUUUGCCAUGCCUCUGCAUGGGACUUUUACCAAGACAGCGAUGUGCGCAUCAAAAUGUGCUCCGAAGUGAAUACUCACUAUCUGUAUGUUGUGCACCACGAGUUGGGACACAUCCAAUAUUAUUUGCAAUAUGAGCAGCAACCAGCUGUUUUUCGUGGAGCACCCAAUCCUGGUUUCCACGAGGCUGUAGGUGAUGUUAUAGCUUUGUCUGCCAUGUCCACUAAACACUUAAAAGCAAUUGAUUUGACCAGCACUGCUCGUCUCGACGAAAAGAGCCGCAUUAAUGAGCUUUUCAAGCAGGCGCUUGGGAAGAUUACGUUUCUGCCAUUUGGUUACACUUUGGAUAAGUGGCGCUAUGCUGUUUUUCGCGACGAAUUAGACGAAUCGCACUGGAACUGCGGCUUUUGGCAGAUGCGGUCGGAGUUUGGUGGUGUCGAGCCCCCAAUCGCGCGCAGUGAUAGCGAUUUUGAUCCUCCAGCUAAGUAUCACAUAAAUGCUGAUGUAGAGUACUUACGCUACUUUGCAGCACACAUAUUCCAGUUUCAGUUCCACAAGGCGCUCUGUCGCGAAGCCGGGCAAUACGUACCAGGUGACAGUCGCCUGACACUCGACAACUGCGAUAUAUUUGGCAGCAAGGCGGCGGGAAAAGCAUUCAUCGACCUCUUGUCAGCGGGAAAUUCAAAGCAUUGGAAGGAAGUGCUCAAGGAUUUCACUGGUGAAACCGAAAUGGAUCCGGCGGCUCUUCUUGAGUAUUUUGAUCCGCUCUAUCAAUGGCUCAAACAGGAAAACAGUCGUCUGGACGUGCCUUUGGGUUGGAAUGAGACAAACAAAUAUUGAAAAUACGAGGAGAUUUCUCAGUAUCAAUGAUUCAGCAACGAAAGUGCUCUAAGUUGAUAUAAGUAGAUAUAUUCGA
Molecule: messenger RNA, 2371 nt
Organism: Drosophila busckii
Lineage: Eukaryota; Metazoa; Arthropoda; Insecta; Diptera; Drosophilidae
Product: angiotensin-converting enzyme-related protein
Exons: 4
Coding region: 427-2295 (622 amino acids)
Biological process (GO): proteolysis
Cellular component (GO): plasma membrane
Molecular function (GO): metallopeptidase activity; peptidyl-dipeptidase activity
Source: RefSeq, a predicted model, not a curated record